CGAUACAACCAAAUAUAUAUAUGUCAGUCUUUUUUAUAAGAAAAAAAUUAAAAAGUCUGUUUUAGUUCCUAUAUAUAAAAUCCUUUGCCCCUAGCCGGAGGACAAAAUAAAAAAAAAAUUGAGUCAGAGAUGGCACCAGCUCAAAACACAGUCAACUCGAAACACGUGGCGGUUAUCGGAGCUGGAGCAUCCGGUUUAAUUGCGGCAAGAGAGCUCCAUCGUGAAGGUAACACCGUCGUUAUCUUUGAACGGGAGAAACAAGUGGGAGGUCUAUGGAUUUACUCACCUAAAACCGAAUCCGACCCGCUUGGUCUCGACCCGACCCGACCCAUAGUCCACUCGAGCGUCUACGAGUCUCUCAGAACCAACAUCCCGAGAGAAUGUAUGGGUUUCACGGACUAUCCGUUCGUGCCACGUGUCGGUGACGUGUCAAGAGACUCGAGAAGGUAUCCGAGCCACAGAGAAGUUCUUGCGUACCUUCAAGACUUUGCUAGAGAGUUUAAAUUAGUGGAGAUGGUCCGGUUCGAGACGGAGGUGGUUCGGGUUGAGCCGGUUAAUGGUAAAUGGAAGGUCCGAUCCAAAAACUCCGGUGGUUUCUCCGACGAUGAGAUCUUUGACGCCGUUGUCGUUUGCAGUGGCCACUAUACAGAGCCUAACGUUUCUCUUAUUUCUGGGAUAAAAUCGUGGCCAGGAAAGCAAAUCCAUAGCCACAACUACAGAGUUCCUGGUCCUUUCAAAAAUGAGGUGGUGGUGGUGAUCGGAAAUUUUGCAAGCGGUACCGAUAUUAGUAGAGACAUUGUUAAGGUCGCGAAAGAAGUCCACAUCGCGUCUAGAGCGAGGGAACCCGAUACGUAUGAGAAGCUUUCGAACAAUCUAUGGAUUCAUUCUGAGAUAGAGAAAGCAUGUGAGGAUGGAUCAAUUGUUUUUAAAAACGGGAAGGUGGUAUAUGUUGAUACCAUCGUGUAUUGCACCGGGUACAAGUAUAAAUUUCCAUUUCUUGAAACCAAUGGCUAUAUGAGCAUCGAUGAUAACCGCGUUGAUCCUUUAUACAAGCAUAUCUUUCCACCGGCGCUUGCCCCCGGACUCUCUUUUAUUGGUUUACCGGGGAUGGGCUUACAAUUCGUUAUGUUUGAAAUCCAAAGCAAAUGGGUUGCUGCUGUUUUGUCUGGACGGGUUACACUUCCCUCACCAGAAAAGAUGAUGGAAGAUGUUCUUGCGUCGUAUGAGACGCUUGAAGCGUUAGGUUUUCCCAAGAGAUAUACACAUAAAUUGGGUAAAAUUCAGGGUAAUUACCUCGAUUGGAUCGCAGAAGAAUGUGGCUGCCCACCUGUUGAACGUUGGAGAGCUCAACAAGUUAACCGUGGUUACGAGGGACUUUUAACUAACCCUGAAAAUUACCGCGACGAAUGGAAAUAUCACGAUCUCACAGAAGAAGCGUACGAGGAUUUUGCUAGGAAGAAGUUGAUUAGUUUUCCUCCUUCUCAUUACCUCGAAUCAGGAAGAUGAUAUGGAACAAUGGUGCCUACUUGCUUUUGGGGGUCCACUUGUAUUUAUAAAAAUCAAAUAUAUUGGUUUUUAAUAAGAAAGCUGAAUAAAUGUAAGGGUUUUAAAACAUUGAUUGAUGUUUUUGCAUUCACAUAUGAAAUUGUAUUUUUUUCUAAAAUCACAUGCUUUUUCUAAAAGUAAAUAUUUUUUGCAAAGUAAACAAAAAACUUUUAUUAUGUGUAUUUGAUUAACAAA
Messenger RNA from Thlaspi arvense, 1740 nucleotides. The record is from the annotation of a GenBank genome assembly. Lineage: Eukaryota; Viridiplantae; Streptophyta; Magnoliopsida; Brassicales; Brassicaceae.